Messenger RNA from Punica granatum (pomegranate), 1428 nucleotides. Lineage: Eukaryota; Viridiplantae; Streptophyta; Magnoliopsida; Myrtales; Lythraceae. The record is from RefSeq and is a predicted model, not a curated record.
CCCUCCACGUCUCUCUCUCUCUCUCCUCUCACUCUCAGGCGACCUUUCCCCUCGUCGGCGUCUGCAACUUCCUCCGUUUCUGCAGCCGCUCGCUCUGUCGUUGCCCAGCUGAAGUGGGGUGAAUUGACACCGUUUUGUCUCCGUCCCUGAAGUGAGCUGUGGCUUUUAACAAUGGUGAGGCGGUACCCGGUGAAGGGGCGGAAGAGGAAGCAGAAGGAGAGGUACGACGAGGACGUCGAAGAAGACGAGCAAGAGCAGAAGCAGCUGAGACUCGAAGCUGAUGAGCCGAGGGAAGCGGAAACGGCGGCGGACGAUGACGAGAAGCAAUCGGGAGAAGCUGGGGAGAAGGCCGCUGACGAGCUUGAAGGCAUACCAAUUAUGCCGACACAGAACCAAAGCAGCAAGAAUCCCGGCAUCAUCUUCGUUCUCGAGAAGGCCUCUCUGGAAGUCGCCAAAGUUGGAAAGAGCUAUCAAAUUUUGAACUCCGAUGAUCAUGCCAACUUCUUGCGGAAGAACGGCAGAAACCCUGCUGAUUACAGGCCCGACAUCGUUCAUCAGGCCCUUCUAUCUAUUCUAGACAGCCCACUUAACAAGGCUGGAAAGGUUCGUGCAGUGUAUGUGAAGACUGAGAAAGGUGUGCUUUUUGAAGUAAAACCUCAUGUUCGUAUUCCAAGGACGUAUAAGCGCUUCGCAGGCAUUAUGUUGCAGUUGCUACAGAAAUUAAGCAUAACUGCUACCGGUAAACGGGAGAAACUUCUGCGAGUGAUAAAAAACCCCGUGACCCAGUAUUUUCCUGUCAACUCUAAAAGAAUAGGCUUCUCUCACAGCUCAGGGAAGUUGGUUGAGAUGCAGGACUAUGUAGCUACCAUCAGCGAUGAUACGCCUCUUGUUUUUGUGGUUGGUGCAAUGGCCCAUGGGAAAAUAGAAACCGAGUAUACGGAUGAUUUUAUUUCAAUUUCUAAUUACCCAUUGAGUGCCGCAUGCUGUAUCAAUAUAAUCUGUGAUGCUGUGCGGAGGCAUAUGAACUUCAUAUAAUUGGAUGGGGCCGAUAUAACAGAACAUUGUUGAGAAAGGACGAUGCAUUUCAGAGGACCCGAAAGAGAACUCUGCUAUGCCCGCUCGUGUAUGCACUAGAUUUGGAGCUCAACAGUUGACACAUCCCAAGGUCUUCUGUCCAUUGAAACUUCCCUUCGUUUUUUAUAGCUGCAGCAAUAUGGACAAAAUGGGUAUAGCAACAGAAUCAGGAGGUUUCAGUUAUUUAUGUACUGGAAGUUUGUAGACCCAUAUGCGUUGUGAGAAGAAACUGAAUAUGAGAGUGCUAAGUGCUGUUUCACUGUCGAUUAACCAUUAUUAACUAGGUGCAGAUUAUGGACCAAUUAUUGGAAUAUGUCUUUCUAAUGCAAUGUUACUCCAUUUCAUUCCGUCUCA